AAAAAAAAAGAAAAAAAAAAAGAAGGUAUGACAAGUUUCUGAAACAAUUGUUAGGGGAAAAAACAUGAAGCAUUUUUAGUCUGAAUGUAAAGUGCAAGUUGUGCAAUUUGGAAUUCUACCGUAAUAUCUUUUCUCAAGGCACCACUGUACUUUCUUGACACAAAUUACUGUACUACUUUCCUAUUUACUCGACUGGGCUUUGGCCACAUCUUAGGGCAUUUCAAAAAGAGCAGAAAAAAACACAAAUCGGUGAGUUUUUUAGCAGAAUAGAUUCCAGAGAAAACAAACAGAUUCAUUAUUGAUGUUAAGGCUGAAUGUUUUACAUUUUAAUAAUCUUUUAUUUUUACACAUGCAUGACUUAAAAUGUCACUUAAAAUCUGGUUAAUUUUAUGAUGUUGAAAGUUUUAUCCUGAACAGAUUAAAUAAAAUUAUUUCUUAUGGGAUUCAUAUACAGUGGGUACGUAAAGUUUUCAGAGCCCCUUUGUUAUAUUGCAGCCAUUUGUUAUAAUAAUUUGUUUUUCCUCAUUAAUGUACGCACAGCACCCCACAUUGACAGAAAAAAGACAUAAUUGUUGAAAUAUUUGCUGAUUUAUUAAAAAAGAAAAACUGAAAUAUCACACAGCCAUAAGUAUUCAGCCGCUUUGCUGUGACACUCAUAUUUAACUCAGGUGCUGUCCAUUUCUUCUAAUCAUCCUUGAGAUGGUUCUACACCUUCAUUGGAGUCCAGCUGUGUUUGAUUAUACUGAUUGAACUUGAUUAGGAAAGCCGCACACCUGUCUAUAUAAGACCUUACAGCUCACAGUGCAUGUCAGAGCAAAUGAGAAUCAUGAGGUCAAAGGAACUGCCUGAAGAGCUCAGAGACAGAAUUGUGGCAAGGCACAGAUCUGGCCAAGGUCACACAAAAAAUUCUGCUGCACUUAAGGUUCUUAAGAGCAAAGUGGCCUCCAUAAUCCUGAAAUGGAAGACAUUUGGGACGAUCAGAACCCUUCCUAGAGCUGGCCGUCCGGCCAAACUGAGCAAUUGGGGGAGAAGAGCCUUGGUGAGAGAGGUAAAGAAGAACCCAAAGAUCCCUGUGGCUGAGCUCCAGAGAUGCAGUCGGGAGAUGGGAGAAAGUUCUAGAAAGUCAACCAUCGCUGCUGCCCUCCACCAGUCGGGGCUUUAUGGCAGAGUGGCCUGGCGGAAGCCUCUCCUCAGUGCAAGACACAUGAAAGCCCACAUGGAGUUUGCUAAAAAAAAAACACCUUAAGGACUCCAAGAUGGUGAGAAAUAAGAUUCUCUGGUCUGAUGAGACCAAGAUUUUGUUGGCCUUAAUUCUAAGUGGCAUGUGUGGAGAAAUCCAGGCACUGCUCAUCACCUGUCCAAUACAGUCCCAACGGUGAAGCAUGGUGGUGGCAGCAUCAAGCUGUGGGGGUGUUGUUGCCGUUUCGAGCUCAAAAUAGGCCGUUUACGUGAAUCGUACAGAUCCGAUGAGUUUUUCUUUGGAGGGGAGGGGGUGUUUCGUCGUCGCAGAUGUAAUUUCUGAAUAUUACUCCGCGGCGGACUAAUAUGCGAAAGCGCAUCGGCCUGAGGUUCCGCUUGUGUGCUCGGGACCUGCUUUGGAGUCACAGGAGUUGACGACACCAGAAAAAAACACUUCCGCCGCUUCAGCUGUUAAGAAGUAACGGUACUUUUACUUAUCUAAAUGUCACUCGCUACUUUUAUUUAUCAAUUAUUGCUUAUAUAUCAACUAUUUCCUGCGCGAGACUUAGACUUGCACCAAUCCAGUUUAAGCGCUAGUGAAGUUAAGUCCAAUCAAACAACACAAGAAAGUAACACGACCUCACACAACACUGGAUAUGCCAGCCUGGCUGAUUGUCGUGCCUACGUGGUGGCCAUUUUGGGAAGGUCGUCGUUACUGUGAAGGCAACUCGUGUUUACAUUUAGACGAACAAAAAUAACAGCUUUCAUGUAUUGUAGUAUUUGUCUGGCACUACCUGCCCAAACGGGGAUAAUUCAGCCCACUUAUGACUUGAGAAAAGACCUUGCAGUAAAAAACUUUUUUUGUUAUUUUUAUUUUAUUGACGUUCAUGCUCUGGUUAAAAAAAAAUCUGAAGUUACUCACUAUUUACUCAGUACUUGAGUAAUAAUUUCACUGUGUACUUUUUACUCAUACUCAAGUAAUUUUUUGGAGGACUAUUUUUUUACUUGAGUCACAUUAUCGUCAAGUAACAGUACUCUUACUUGAGCACAAUAUUUGGCUACUCUACCCACCUCUGGAGCGGAUAUCCUCUAUUGCUACUCUUACGUUUAAGCAACAUUUUUUGGCUCAUCAGAUACGCCAGUGUGGUAUUUGUUGCACUGGUCUUUUGUAUUUUCGUGGUAAGGUUGUGGUCCCAGCGGAACCACGAAGCGCACGUAACAUCAGCGACAAGAGCUGAUCCGCUAGUACAUCUUGUAUUAAUUAGGAAACGUGGCUACAAUUACCUAAUUAGUUUAGGGAUGUUAAUGUUAAAUGUAUUAAGCGACGGAGCGAUGUUAGGGAUUAUAUCACAACACAGAAUGAACUAACUUCAAAUUCAGAAAUGGCCAAUAAGAACAGAAAAAUACGGUACUUCAUAUUUUCCUGGAGGAUGCAUAUGGGCUUAGCCUUUGAAUUUGGUAAUAGUGAAAAAUAACAUGAAACAGACAAUGUUUUUGGUCAAUUCUUUUCCCGAAUGAGAGUGCUUAAAGAGGAGGAUGCUAUUCAUGUGGCACAGCUUGAAGCAGGCAUCGGGUGCAGGUGGAGGUAGGCCUGGCUCAAGUUGGAGGCCAAAACAACAAAGCAAGGAAAUGAGGCAAAUUUAAUUUGAAUUUUAAAUAUGUAGAUCAACAUGUACUUGAGCAGUGUAAAUAAAUGUUUUUCUGCUUGAAGUCUUCCAGAUUGCUUUAUUUAAACAUACUGGAAAAUGUUAGAUCUUUGAUCUUCCACUGUACAUUCAACUUAAGUGAAAAUGUAUAUACUUGAUAAAGCUGCGCUGCAGGUUUCAGUGGAGUUCCCAUUGAAAUACAUCACAUUGCUUGAAUUGUUCUUCUUGCAUUGUGCCAUACUCAGCCACGUCAUACAGAAAUACUGUACAGAUACCCACCAGCCACAGGAUACACAAUCUAAUGAGAUCAGAGCUGAAUCAAAAAUCAAAAGCAUUAUUUUUGUCAUGGCAGAAUUUUUUUAUACCGCUCUUCUGUCGUUCUGAUGUACCUAAUGUUUUCCUAUUAUUGUAUAUUUUGAAUUUGUUGUUGUUGUUUUUUUUUUUUAUCAUAGCAGAUGAUUUGCCAAAUGCAAAGAGAGAAUGACAUUGAUUUGGCCGAGGGGCUUCACACCUGGCCCGCAGCCAAUGCUGACAGACCUGUUGUACUUGAGCAACGAGCAAAACCUUUUCACCCUGCUUUUGCAUUACACGCCUCCUUUCUGUCACACAAACCGCGUCUACCUGUUGCUCACAUUCAAGUAUGCAAAAGGAGGAGCUAAGCCGUCAGGUAUGCAGUUGCGACUGGCCAUUGUCAAGCAAUUUGCAUAUAUAUAUAUCUAUAUCAUUUUUUUUCUUUUCAUUUCAUGAGCUAUUAUUGGGGGAGUCAACAAGCUCAUGCUUUAAUUUGUUUGAUUAACUUGACAUCCUGACUCAAGCCUGAUAGCAAGGCUCAUGGUUCUAAAUAAGAAACACUGACUAAAGCACAAGUCGAACAAUCUUCACUGUGAGAAAAAGGAAUAUUGAGUCCCUCCAGGUGCAAUACGCAGUAAUAUAUCCCAUAAGGCUCAUUAUUAGACGCUAAGGUAACUGUAUCUUUUCCCAAGGCCACAAAAAUGUGUUCCCAACAAGCGAGCAGUACAAAAGUCAUCUCCCCAGUGACAGGUUGUUCUUGUGCAAACUCAGUAGAAGGUAAAGUAUUCAUUGUUUCACAGUUGUUGUCCUUUCGAGUGACGGCUAACGGGCGGGAGAGGUCAGGUGAGAAUAAUGCGGUAACGUUCAAGGCGUUGCCCCGCCCAUACCACAUUCUAGUCUUGCUUCUUCUGCACCUCAGUUCACAAAGACCCAGCUUAGCCGUCUCAUAACUUCCUGUGACCGUUCAAGCACAGCAGUUCUAACACACUUACAUGCUGUGUUCUCGGGCUCGGUUCCGUGCGGGACUCUUUUAAUUCCUGGAUUCCUUUGGUGCUGUGGACAUGGGAGGCAGGGAGGAGGUCAUGGUGACCAGGGCACUAGGGCCCACCGUGCAAUUUACACGCUGGAACAAUAUCAGGCUCCGUCCUGCGCAGAAACCGAUGAGGAUCAGAAACUUCAAGUCAUCCUCGCAAAAGAAGAAAUCCAGAGAUCCCAGCCCCACCGAGAUGAGCGUGGAGCCCUGGGCCAGCCCGCAGGACCAGGCCGCCGCUGAGCAGAGCGCGCGCACGCCGCCGCCCUCGCCUCCCUCCCAGGACCAGGAGCAGCAUCCCGACAAACUCUGCUUCGACUCUUUCUGGAGCGAGGUGGAGACCAUUCGGCAGGGGGGCGGCCUUGCGGACCUCGACAGCACCCGGAGGGAUUCCAGACAAUCGGAAGAGGGAGAGCAGGAGGAGCAGUGGCUGGCCGACGCCGGUCUGUCCAACCUGAUCAGCGAGGGCAGCGAGGAUGUGGAGAACGCAGUGCUUCUGUCCACGCUGACGCGGACGCAGGCCGAGGCGGUCCAGCGCAGACUGGAUUCCUACACGAUGUCCCUGCGCAAGCGCAACAAACCGGCACCGCGCCACGUACGCGACAUCUUUGCCACGCCCAUCCAUCAGGGUCUGUCCGAGUCUCAGCGUAGUGAAGAACUGGCCCAGAACAGUGUGGCAUCAGUCUCCAAAACCCCCCUCUUAGCUCCCACGGAGGAAUUCUUCUUCACUGACGUGGCUUACUGUGAACAAGCCGUCAUCUUCCUCAAACAGGCCAAACAGCCUCAGAACAACGUCCAGCGAAGGAGGCAGGACGGCACCUUGCCUGUAAGCAUCCAACCUGCUGGCUCUCUCUUGCCCCGGGUGAUCUGCCCCAAGUGCCGCCUGGGAGUCACUCGAAUUCAAGAUCUGUCUCACGCCGACAUGAAGAAGGUGCGCCAGUUAGCUCUCAUCGACAUGACGGCGCUGUGCGACCUCAUCGGCCUGGAGGUGAAGCGGCACAAGACGGCCAAGAGGAAAUUGCCAGAGAGCCCGUUGUUCGGCGUGCCGCUGGCCACGCUGCUGGAGAGCGACCAAAAAGUGAAGGCGGCGGCGACCAUGCCUCUCCUCCUGCAGGAGCUUUUGACAUUCCUGGAGAAGAAGGGAGUCGAUUCUGAGGGCAUCCUGCGGGUUCCGGGAUCUCUGUCCAGAAUCAAGUUGCUGCAGCAGAACUUGGAGGCCAACUUCUACACAGGUCAGAUCAAGUGGGAGGAAGUGAGUCCCAAUGACGCCGCCACGCUGCUCAAGAAAUUCAUCCGAGAGCUCCCCGCUCCUCUGCUCACCACCGAGUACCUCAACACCUUUAGCGCCGUCAGAGAUGUCACAGAGCUCAAGCAGAAACUUCACAUGUUGAACCUGCUCAUUCUGCUGCUGCCUGAACCCAACAGGAACACGCUGAAGGCCCUCCUGGAGUUCCUCAGCAAGGUGGUGUCCCGGGAGAAGAGGAACAGGAUGAACCUGUGGGCCGUGGCAACCAUCAUGGCUCCCAACCUGUUCCUCCACAAGGCCGUGCCCAGCAGGUUGACCGAGGGGGCCGAGAUGGGGCAGGUGGAGAAGGCCGCUGACGUCAUGAGGCUCCUCAUCCGCUACCAGGACCUGCUUUGGACGAUUCCAAAUUUUGUCAUGAACCAGGUGCGGAGGCUGAACGAGAAUAGCAACCGGCGCUACCAGUUUUACGAUCGCCGCUUCAAGAACUUUCUGAGGAAGAUUCACACCGACAGCAAGGAAAAACCUGAUAAAAAUACCUCAGAGCUACGCCGCGCGGUGAAGAUCCACAUCGGGGAUCAGGUGAGCGGCACGAUGGACUUCCAGAUCAAUGGGGACUCGCGAGCUUCCGACCUGCUGACACAGUUUUACCGCCAGUUCAUCCUCAGCCCUGAAACCGGGAAGGGCCAACGGCGAAGGAAUGGCUCCGUGUCCUAUUCGGAGUGCGCCCUGUACGAAGUGGGAGGGAACAUCGGCGAGCACCGCCUGGACCCCGACACACACCUGCUGGAUUUGUACAACAGCAACUCAGGAGGCGAGUGGGUCCUCAAGAUGAAGCCCAACGCAAGCCGAGGCUUGUGAAAGUGUGGCUUCAAGAAGAGCAAAAGACAAGACGAGUCUGUGGCCAUUUCAUGGUGAGAGCAACAAGGCAGAAGGAUCCAGAUGGAGGACAGAUGAACAAUCUGCCAGGAGCAGUUUCUGCCCUGCCCCCCCCCCCCCCCCCCCACACCCCCGCAACCAAAAACCCUCCAUGAUCACCUGCUUUCCCUCCACCUCCAUCUUUCUGCAUCCCUCUACCUCCUCCUCUCUUGGAUGUGACUCAUUACAUCCUGCUGAAGGACCUGCUGCUGCAUUGACAGCGAGAGAGAGAGAGAGAGAGAGAGAGAGAGAGGAUCCCUGGGCAGUUUUGGUGCGCCAUCUUUUCUCUCCAGCAAUCAUCGCCGGUCGAGAGCGAGCAGAUGGGCUCGCAGAGCACCUCUGGCGAUACGCAACCCCCCCCACAUCCCCCUUACCUCCCCCACCCCGUCAUCAGUCUGACACACACCCGCUUUUAUGUGUGCACUUUAGUUCAAGAAGCAGAUAUUCAUACACACACAAGGGUUCAGUGCCUUGCUCGAGGGAACACUGAAAGUGCCCUGAAGAGAACAGGAAACACUCCAGUGAACAGUCCAAAUGGUCCGUUUUUGCUACACAGCUGGCUCUUUUUCUUACCCAUCUUCAGACUGAGCGAGUGAUUUUUUUUAUUUUAAUUUUUUUUUUAAAUCCAUUGCACUAUAUCCCUUAACACAAGACAUGAAGACCUUGUUAUUUCAUAUCCUCUUGGAAUCGCAGUCUUGAUUCUUAUACUUCCAAAUUAAAAAAAAAAUGUCUUCACUGGAGCCUCAACAUAACCGAAAUACACCCAUUUUUGCAGGCCCGUGUAUUUAGGGGUCCCCGACACAACCUCCCAAAACACAUUCAGAAGGGGAACGUUAGACAAAAUAAAAUCUCGUUAAAGGACUCACAGAAAAAGUCACACCCAUAGCCAAAAUUGAACAGGAGCCAUUUUGAGCUGAAAGCGAAUGUCUGAGCUUUUUUUUUGCCUGCGCCAUCAAGUGUGCUCACAACUCGGUGUGAAGCUUUGACUGUUUCAAGGAUUCGCCAUGAAAAAAGAUUGCUUCCUACAUCAAAUUCCUCAAAGGACCUUGCUAAAUUUAUGAACUACUAAUAAGCAAUUCCAGUGGUGCCCGGAGAUACGAGUUUAAUUUGUUUGCUCACCAACUCAAAUCAUUUUUCCCCCCCAUUGAAAUGAAGGGAAAUACCAUAAAACUGUUCAGCCUCCCAGAAAAAAAAGGAAGUUUAGAGUGUGUUAAGGAAAAUAUCACUUUAUAAUAUUGUACUUCAUGAAAACAUAUAGUGAUGUCAUUAAAUACAACGUACGGACUUAAACAGUUUGUGCAUCCUGAUAUUGUGGCUCCUGGUGUGAGCACCUUGGCCAUCAGGGGGCAGUAUAAUUCUGCCAUGCGGACACAAACGAAAAAGAAUUUCACAACUACUGUGACUCAGUAACUGCAACAAUAUUAGUCAUUUUUCAUGGAGGAUUAAGAAUGUUAUAUUGUCUGUCGACAGCAUUUAUGUUCAAAUCCCCGUUCCGCCCGUACAACUCUGCCACAUAGCUUAGAUCUUAGCCUGUCUAUUGCGUUUCCCAUUGUGUUAGCAUAAAGCUAGCAGAUUUAAAGGCAAAGGCAUGGGGGAUGUAAAUCCGUUUUAUUUUGAGUGUGACAAUGAUCUUCAGAUGGGAAUGGCAAUUAACAGCUUGAAGCUUUGUUGUUGUCAGUCUGCCAAACUGCUGCUUGUGAAGUAAGUUGAGUUCAAUUGCACAGCACUUGUCUCAAAUUUUAGUCAAAGCAAAAGAAUCAAAUGGCCGAAAAGCAGCAUGUACCGAAAAGCAGCAUGUACCUCCAAAAACUCGUAAGUCGGGUCACUCUUUAAAAAUUCUGUUUAAAUUCGUCUCCUGAAGCCAGUCAGUUUGACUUAGCAACGUGACAUUUGGCAGGCAUGUCUAUCAUGAGUAGACACUCAAAAAAACCACAGGAAGUCAGUCGUUUUAGUUUGAAGUAAGCAUUUUAGAGUCACCUUGGCCAUGUCCAGGGGUUCUUCAAAGGCAAAUUUGUGCAAGAGUCUUUGUCGGAUUGCUGCCAAAUUUAACCCAUGUAUACUGGACUGAUGGGUGACCCUGAAUCAAAAGAAGUUUUCGUUAUUGUAUGGAAGCGCAGCAUGGCAGCCAAGUUUGACUGGCUAAAAAAAACAAAAAAUAAAACUCAUGGGUCAACUCAACAGGGCCACAAAAAUCGCGUGUGUGAGAGAGAGAGAGAGAGAGAUAUGAUGAUGAUGGUGAUGGUGGUCCAGCCCUGAAGACAUUCCCAGUACGCAGUCCUCCAUCUGGUGCACUUCCCAAAUUUGCAGGCGGGAUCACAUGCUCUCGUGGGCCAUAUGUUGCUGACAACCUGCAGAAAAUGACUACAAGUGUAUCUUCUCCUCUUUGGACUUUUGGGGGUAUUUUCAGGGUUAUCUUCCUUCCAUGACGUGAUCAUUUGUGGUAGGAAAGGGACAUCAGUCAAAACAAAUUGGCUUCAUGCCGCCCCCCCCCCCCCCCCCCCCCCACCCCCAUAUUGACAGUCCAGAGCAUUUCUCCUCCUUUUGACCUCCCUUUUAUUCCAGUGCGUGCCCUUUAAAAGCAGACCCCGAUGCCUAUCUUCUUAUCAGAGACCACCUGCGGUCUCAUGGGCCUUAUAAAGAACAUCGAUGGAUUUCCUCAACCUGUGCAUUGAAGGACAUUUUGAAGUCAAACGGUGUCACCUCCUGAACGACACACGGUGAAGCUGGCCUUCAUUUUUUGAACAGUGCGAGGGUGGGGUGGGGUGGGGGGUAUUAUGGGAUGUUUAUUUAUAUGAAUGUGAAGGCGUUGUCGCUUGUGUAUUAUUGAUGCUAGCCAUUGUUCAUUUACUUCACUUUUCCAUGUACAUAGUUGUCACGCGCUCACUUCAUUUCGCAUUUGGGUGCGCGUCGCCGCCAUGUUGAUGUGGCGCCGCCAUUUUGUGGCUCAUCCAUCAUCGCUCGGCUCGCCAUCUCGCCGUCAUCUGGGCCGUAAUGGCUGCCGGGCGCAUGCAUCACAGGCGCCGCAUCUCUCCGAUAAAGGGAGAAGCUAAUAAAUGGCUGUUAUAAAUUCAGGACUCCAUGACAGCAGUGUGUGUGUGUGUGUGUGUGUGUGUGCGCGCACGUACGUGUGAUGGGCUUCAUCACAGGACCACAGUUGAGCGAGCGCGUACAAAAGCGAGCUGAUGGAGCGGCCUUCUGCUGGCAAUCAGGAGAAGUAGGUCACCUCUGAGGCGGUGUCCCACAGGGCCCCGCACCCGCGCAUCUUACGUCACGCACUCCAGUUGACGCUGCAUGUGUUCGUACACGACACUGGUGUGGAUACAGGGAGUCCUCAACUUACGGCGUUACCCGCCAUACAAGCCGAUGAAUGUGUACAGUGAACCGUCACAGCCAUAGGAACCGAUCUCCGUCAUAAAUUGAGGACUCCAUGUUGUGUGUUUAUGUCAAUAUACUAUGUACGUAUGUGUGCGCGCACACCAAUUUAACAACCUUGCGAAUGUAUAUUUAUGUCCCAGUGUUUUGAAUACCAAAAAAAAAACUGCCAUUAGUUCCUUUUUUUCCAGUCAAUAAAUGUGAAUCUAAUGUGA
Molecule: messenger RNA, 9894 nt
Organism: Phyllopteryx taeniolatus (common seadragon)
Lineage: Eukaryota; Metazoa; Chordata; Actinopteri; Syngnathiformes; Syngnathidae
Product: rho GTPase-activating protein 40
Exons: 15
Coding region: 4178-6250 (690 amino acids)
Biological process (GO): signal transduction; regulation of small GTPase mediated signal transduction; regulation of actin filament polymerization
Cellular component (GO): cytoplasm
Molecular function (GO): GTPase activator activity
Source: RefSeq, a predicted model, not a curated record